AUGAGUGAAAUAGAAACCAGGACUUCUGCUCUGAAGAACAAGAGCUCCCAAAUAGCAUCCCCGUCAAACACCAGCGCACUCGAGGAUACUAUCACCGAGCUGAAAGUUCAACUUAAUAACAGGGACCAGGAGCUCCUCUCCAAUGACGUUGAAAUAUCCGGCAUAACUGAGCUUGGAGGAGAAAAUCUUAUGUCAACAGUUACAGUUCUAUCUACGAAGCUGGGAAUAACAUUAGACAAAAGAGACAUUGUUAACGUGGAACGUGUUGGCUUAGCACGUCGCAAUAGGGUAGAGGAGAGUACUUGCGACGACGAUCUCAGCUCAUAG
Parnassius apollo (apollo) is the source of this 327-nucleotide messenger RNA. The record is from the annotation of a GenBank genome assembly. Lineage: Eukaryota; Metazoa; Arthropoda; Insecta; Lepidoptera; Papilionidae.